Molecule: messenger RNA, 4395 nt
Organism: Ochotona princeps (American pika)
Lineage: Eukaryota; Metazoa; Chordata; Mammalia; Lagomorpha; Ochotonidae
Gene: WDR72
Product: WD repeat domain 72
Exons: 21
Coding region: 177-3473 (1098 amino acids)
Biological process (GO): protein localization to plasma membrane
Cellular component (GO): cytoplasm
Molecular function (GO): protein binding
Source: RefSeq, a predicted model, not a curated record
GCGGUGCGCCGGGAGGGGGCCGGGUGGGGUCGGACGCGCCGGCCGAGGCGGGGCGAGGCCCAGCCUAAAGGGCCACCUGCUCCGUCGCCUGCCGCCAGGCUGCCGGUCGCCUGCUGCUCCUCAGACGGUUCCUUCCUGUCCCAUCUAGUGCAGUGGCUGAGAGGGAUUCUCCCAACAUGAGGACUUCUCUGCAGGCAGUGGCGCUCUGGGGCAAGAAAGCACCUCCCCACACCAUCACUGCCAUCAUGAUGACCGAUAACCAGCAAAUGGUUGUGACGGGAAGCCGAGAGGGUCAACUCUGUCUCUGGAACCUCUCCCCUGAAUUAAAGAUAUCAGCUAAAGAACUCCUGUUUGGUCAUUCAGCUUCAGUAACCUGUUUGGCAGGGGCAAGAGACUUCUCUAAACAGCCGUACAUUGUUAGUGCUGCUGAAAAUGGGGAGAUGUGUGUUUGGAAUGUUACCAGUGGACAGUGCGUGGAGAAGGCAACACUUCCAUACAGACACACCGCCAUUUGUUAUUACCACUGCUCAUCCCGGAUGACAGGAGAAGGCUGGCUUCUGUGUUGUGGAGAGUAUCAAGAUGUCCUUGUCAUUGAUGCCAAAACACUGGCCCUUGUUCACACUUUUACAUCAUCUCAGUCUCCUGAUUGGGUCAGCUGCAUGUGCAUUGUUCAUUCCAUGAGAAUCCAAGAAGAUUCCCUCGUGGUGGUAUCAGUGACCGGUGAGCUCAAAGUGUGGGACCUCUCCUCAUCUAUCAACAGCAUUCAGGAAAAGCAAGAUGUUUAUGAAAAAGAGUCCAAGUUCCUCGACUCCUUAAACUGUCAGACAAUACGAUUUUGCACAUAUACAGAAAGACUUCUGUUGGUGGUGUUUUCUAAAUGUUGGAAGGUUUAUGAUUAUUGUGACUUUUCCGUUCUGUGGACUGAAAUGAGCAGAAAUGGGCAGUUCUUUGCUGGUGGUGAGGUGCUUGCUGCUCACAGAAUCCUCAUCUGGACAGAAGAUGGUCACAGUUAUAUCUAUCAGCUGCUGAACAGUGGGCUUUCAAAAAGCACACACCCUGCUGAUGGAAGAGUGCUUAAAGAGACCAUUUAUCCUCAUUUACUGUGCUCUGCUUCUGUGGAGGAAAAUAAGAGGCAACCCUGUGUUAUGGGCUACAUGAAUGAAAGGAAAGAGCCGUUUUAUAAAGUACUGUUCUCUGGAGAAAUCUCAGGACGAAUUACUUUGUGGCACAUCCCCGAUGUUCCUGUUUCCAGGUUUGAUGGUUCGCCCAGAGAGAUACCAAUCACUGCCACCUGGACGCUUCAGGAUAAUUUUGAUAAGCAUCAUACUGUAUCGCAAAGUAUUGUUGACCAUUUCUCAGAUUUCAAAGAUGGCAUAGGAACUGCUGUAGUCACCUCAUCAGAGUACGUGCCAAAUCUUGAUAAACUAAUAUGUGGCUGUGAAGAUGGGACAAUUUUCAUCACCCAUGCUUUGAAUGCUGCCAAAGCAGGACUUCUAGAAGGUGCUUCGUUAUUAAAAGGUCUGUCCUGCCACAAGGUUCUGAAAGGCCAUCAGCAAAGUGUCACUGUGUUGCUUUACCCACACGGUCACUCUUCAAGAUUUGACCUGAGCUGGUUGGUGUCGGGGGACCAAAACUCGUGCGUCAUUUUGUGGGACAUCUUUACUGAAGAAAUUCUGCAUAAAUUCUUUUUGGAAGCUGGUCCAGUAAUGAGCCUUUUGAUAUCACCCGAGACUUUUAGAAUGAGAGGCGACCAGGUAAUUUGCUGUGUGUGCAGUGACCACUCUGUGACUCUCCUUCACCUGGAAGGGAAGACGUGCCUCUUCCAGGCCCGGAAGCACCUUUUCCCUGUGAAGCUGAUAAAAUGGCACCCGAUUGAGAAUUUUUUAAUUGUUGCAUGUGCAGAUGACUCUGUAUACGUCUGGGAGAUUGAAACAGGCACUUUGGAACGACAUGAAACAGGGGAGAAAGCAAGAAUUAUUCUUAACUGUUGUGAUGACUCUCAACUUCUAAAGCGAGAGUCUGUACUUGGUGCUUCCUCAGAGGCACAUAAGCACAAAAGUGUAGAACAAAGAUCAUCGGCUUCCUACCAGCUUGGCCCAAUACCUUGCCCUGGUCUGCAGGUGGAGUCUUCAUGCCAGGUGGCUGAUGCCACAUCACUCUCAGGACCUUUCCACGUGCUGCCUGUGAAGACAAAAUGGAGUAACGUUGGCCUCUAUGUUCUUCUGUUUGAUCUGGAAAACCUUCUUGAACUUCUGCUGCCUCCACUCAGAGAUGGAGACUGUUCCAGUUCAUUCUAUGAUAAUGAGAUCCUAAGAAGAGCCAAGAGCACAGCAGAGAAGAAGACAAUGAAAAGAAAUAAAGCUGCCUGCAGUCCCCUCCCUGCCGAGGCACAAGCCACGCCUGUCGGUGAACACCUGGUCCAAGGAGAUCACAUCAGCACAAUCUUUGAAGGAAACGAUGGCAUGAAAAGGCAGAAGAAAAUGAAGUGUUCCAAGAAGAUGCACCCUAAGCUGUUAAGGAAAGUUGAUACCAACCUCACUGUAGACACAGCAAAACUGUUUCUGUCCUGCCUUUUGCCUUGGGGAGUGGACAAAGAACUAGAUAAUCUCUGUAUUAAGCAGCUCAAUAUUUUAAAGCUUCAAGGUCCUGCUUCUCUAGGACUUGCUUCAAACAGAGAUUACUUCUCGUUAAUGCUGCCAGGCUGGGAUUUAUGCAACACUGAAAUAAUGAAAGACCAUUCGAGAGUAAAUUUAUUUUCCAGAAAAGUUUUGGAACUGUCAAAUAAAUACUCAGCCACUCUUCUAAACCAUGUUGGAAUACCAAGAGAAUUGGAAAAUAAUUGUGAUUCCUUGCGGGAAUCGAAGACUAUAGCUUAUUUUUUGAGCAAACUAUUUUUAAUUAAUAAAUUAGUUAACAUGCCUUUAGAAUUGACCUGUGGAACUGGCAGUUCCUUCAAAAUGGAGUCUGUUCAUAAGCUGAAAAAUCCAGGGAGUGAUAUUUUGAAUAUGUCAAGCUUCUAUGGUUACCUGCGAAAUGGAAAGAAUGAAUCCCAUAUGCCCGAGGUUGACCUGUCACUCAUGAAGCUGAUUUCCUGUUGGAGAGAUCAGUCAGUACAGGUAACCGAGGCAAUACAGGCCGUACUUCUGGCAGAAGUUCAGCAGCACAUGAAGCUUUUAAGAAAUGUGCCAGUCAACAGCCAGCCAGUGUCCCUGAUGGAGAAGGGGAACUGUGAGCUACAGCAGAUUGUCCCAAAGAAGGAAUGGGCUGAGGAGUUGGAGUUGCAGUGUGUUAGAACCAGUGUGCCUCUGCACAUCCCAGUCAGUCCGGUCAAGCAUGACAGCAACUCAAACUCGGCAAACUUCCAAGACGCUGAGGACAUGCCUGACAGAUGUGUCUUAGAAGAGUCUGAGAGUCCAGGUGAGCCAAGACAUCACUCAUGGAUAUUAAAGGUGUGUUCCUGCAAGGUGUGUUAAAUAGCAUCUCAGCUGCAGGAAUUGGAUUUGGUCAACAAAUAGCCAGUUCCAUCAAAUCUUCAAUUAUUCCACAUAUAUGAUGACAUAGUGUAACAAUUGCCCACCUUGUACAGACUAGUUAAUUUGGACUUCUAUGACGCUGAGACUGAACUUUUUACCUGUAGAUUUAUAUAGUUGUCUGAUCUCUUACUAAAUUAUCAUGUAGAUGCGAACCAGGGGAGAAACAUUUAGUCACAUCACAAGUGAUCCUUUUAGCACAAACUCUUGUAGUUCUCCCGCAAAUAAGCUUUAUUGGAAGAAUUUUUUAUGUAACUGAAACAUACGAAGCAAAUAAAUAGGAACAAAUAUUAAAGUAUUCAUCUGUAAAGUAGCCUUUAGUCAUCUGAUUUGUUCACUUGCGUUUGAUGAUAUAAUUCCUUGAUUUGCAGACAUGCAUAAAAGACAUAAUUUGUAUGUAUGUAUUAUGAAUACAAAUACUGCCUUAUCCAUAGAAAAGUGGAGGAAAAAUGUUAAGUAUGUGAUAUAACUGUAUCUGUUUAGUAGGGAAAUUUAGGUCACUUCAGCUCAACAUUUUUGGGCAUCACUUAGAGAACCUAGGCUGGGAGGUGGUGGGCAAGAGGAGAUUAGAGAAGGAAAUUAGUGUAACUAAAAAGGUGUAGUCUGUGUCCUUAAGGAGUUUAUAAUUACUGGUCAACCUCGAUGAAUACACCAGAAUACAGGCAUCAAAUUAAUAUGUCUCUUUUUUAGGUAUAUCAAAGUGAACAUUGCUUGUUUUCUAAGAUCUCAUGCCACUGUUUAAAUUGCUUUGAAUUGAUGCUUAGAGUGUUUAGAGUUGCUGUUAAUGCGAAUAAUCAUUGAAAAUUGUCACUCUUUGAAAAUCAAUGUAAAUAAUCUCAUCCUCUUUGGCAACCGUCAAAAGCCA